AAUUUACAGGUUAUAUUGCUAAUAGCACUUCCCAUGUGCUUAGCACAAUUCCGAAUACAAGGAGCGAGUGACGGGAGUCGAGCAGCUGAGAGUUUGUCAGUGGAUAGCGAAGGAAAAGUCGAAUACAGUGGGCAUCGUGGCGCUAGUGACAGUCACUCUAAUAUUCAAGGCGCUAGUGACAGUUACUCUAAUGUUCAAGCUGGUAGCGAUGGUCAUUCGAAUUACAACAUACAGCCUGCCACUGCUGCUGGCGCUGAUAGAUAUAUCCAUCCAGCGCCACCUCCUGCAUAUAAUAUUCAAGGAGCAACGGAUGGUCACUCCGUAAUUCAGGGUUCUUAUGAUGGCAAUCCUUCUACGAAAUCGCUUCAAUACAACGAUCCCAGUGGUUUGAGGGUGAAUUGGAGAUCAUACGACCGAGCAGUGCGGCCAUCGUCGCAAUCGCAACCGCAAUAUUCGGAAGUCCAAGCCAGUGCACCGCGAGUAGCGCCCCAGCGACAACGAGCACACGCUCGUCCGCAACAAGCAGCACAACCACAGCCGCAAGCUCAGUCAUAUGAACCCAUACUGCCACCGGCGCAGCCAUACGAAAACGCACCCGCGGAUAUCAAACAACUGUUUCAGUUUCAAAAGAUGCUCCCUUACCUGAAUAUCAUCCCAGAGCCCUUUAGAUACGAAAACAUAAUCGGGGCGCAACAGCAACAGCCUCAGUAUCCAGCCGAAGAACAACAGCAAUAUGUUCCUGAACCACGACGUCCUCCAUCCCGUGGAAAAGCUCGUAUUCCAUCAAGGCAGAAACGUCAAGCGCAAGGACACAGACAGGCACCGCAACAACCACCGCCCGAGCCACAGCUUCAUUACUCUACCCGUCUGCCUCCUGAACUGCAACAAAUCCUGAAAUUCCAGCAGCAAACUCCACACAUCAAUGGAAUUCCUGAACAGUUCAGGUUCAACACAGACGUAGCAGUAAGGGAACAAUUAGAAGCUGUCCGCGCGCAUUUCCGGGAUCUAUCGGCUUCUCCGCAACGUUACGCGCCGAAAUCUAGGCAGAGAAGGCAAGCUCAUCCUCAACAGCAACCAGCCCCGGAACCUCAGCUCCAAUACUCGAACAAUCAUCCAGGCUACGUAAAAGAUUUGCUGAAGUUCCAGUCUCAGAUCCCCUACACGAUCCUGCCUAAUCUAGUCGGCAUUACACGUCCUGAGAAACCAUAUGUGCCCCAACGCGUUCAGAGUCCAGCUCCAGCUCCUGAUCCUGCGCCCGCGCUACAGCCUCAGUAUCAAGGACAAGCAUACCAGGGUCAGGCAAACGCCUAUCAAAAUCAACCAGCCCAGUACCAGCCUCAGCCAAGUGCAUAUCAAAAUCCAGGGGAUGCCUAUCAAGGUCAACCGAGCUCCUACAACCAAGUAUACCAGAGUGAUAUUCAGUAUCCUCAAUACUCUCAAGGUCAGCCAGGUUACCAGCAACGCGGUGAAACAGGAGUACGUCCAGUCACCGAGAAUCAAUACUGA
Messenger RNA from Nomia melanderi (Alkali bee), 1506 nucleotides. RefSeq lists its product as uncharacterized. Lineage: Eukaryota; Metazoa; Arthropoda; Insecta; Hymenoptera; Halictidae. The record is from RefSeq and is a predicted model, not a curated record.